This is a messenger RNA of Microthlaspi erraticum, 441 nucleotides long. Lineage: Eukaryota; Viridiplantae; Streptophyta; Magnoliopsida; Brassicales; Brassicaceae. The record is from the annotation of a GenBank genome assembly.
AUGGUGACAGGAACGGACAAAGAAGAGACUGAUCCUAUCCAAGAAGAGGAAUCACAUGAAGCAAAUACUACAAAUUUGGUAACGACGUGUAUUCCUUCAGCAGUGCAUCUGCAGAGUGAGUUGCUUUCAAGCAUAGAAGAGGAUCAUGAGGCCAUACUGGUACAGAAGACGGCAUUUCCAGUUGUGGAUGAAGCUUAUGCGAACAUUGGGUACAUGGACGAAAAAGCUGAACUGUUACAGACUUGGCUCUGUCUCUCAAAGGAUAAUGAUGAACAGGAACUGCUUCACAGUGUUUUUAAACAGAACGAAGGGUUUAACACUAAGAAGAAACAAAGGAAGUGCUUCAAAUCAAGGAGAUUCAAGUUCAAAAAGAAAUCCAGAACUCAAAAGGUUGAGAAUUCAAACCACUGCUCAUCAAACAUCAAUUGUUCUCAUCAAUGA